Solea senegalensis (Senegalese sole) is the source of this 1446-nucleotide messenger RNA. RefSeq names its product homeodomain-interacting protein kinase 3-like. Gene Ontology annotation, cellular component: nucleus; PML body; cytoplasm. Gene Ontology annotation, molecular function: transcription corepressor activity; protein serine/threonine kinase activity; ATP binding. Gene Ontology annotation, biological process: intrinsic apoptotic signaling pathway in response to DNA damage by p53 class mediator; peptidyl-threonine phosphorylation; positive regulation of transcription by RNA polymerase II. The record is from RefSeq and is a predicted model, not a curated record. The transcript has a single exon. NCBI's taxonomy places the organism in Eukaryota, Metazoa, Chordata, Actinopteri, Pleuronectiformes, Soleidae. Bases 1 to 1446 code for a protein of 481 amino acids.
AUGUUACAGUGCAUGAGAUCAAACACCAAACAUCUGGUGGCCUUGAAGGCCAUACCAAAGUGUUUUGCCAACUUCGCUAAAAGAGAGGUGUACAUACACAAACAACUCAGGGAACUUGUCCAAGAGGAGAACAACUUGAUCAAAAUUAAGAGGCGUUUUAAGCUUGAUGGAAAUAUUUUUCUGGAAUUUGAAAAUCUGGAUGUGGCUCUUGAUGAUUUAAUCAAGAAAUUCAACAGGCCACUGUCUCUGUCUGAGAUUCAAGUGAUCACACAACAGAUGCUGGUGGCGCUGAACGCUCUCAAGCUCAUAAGAAUGGUCCACGCCGACAUCAGGCUAGAAAACAUCAUGUUGAGUUUAGAGCCCUUUAAGGUGAAGCUCGUAGAAUUUGGUCUGGCUCGGAAUGUCUCCGAAAUGAGUCGUGGCGAUUCUUUGUAUCGCCUCGAGUACAGAGCCCCUGAAAUCCUGCUGGGCCUGCGUCUAAAUGAGGCCGUGGACAUGUGGGCGCUUGGCUGCCUGAUGGCCCGAAUGUACAUUGAGGCCGACUUGUAUUCAGGAGAAUGUGAAUUAGCGAAAAUGGAAGAUGUUGUGCUGUUGAAUGGUCAACCCGAUGAUCGAAUGUUGUUUUUUGGAAUUCAUACCAAGAGGUACUUUGCAGAAUCGGGGACCGAACUGGAACUGAAAACAGACUGCGUCUGUUCGUUCCAGUCAGUUAACUGCUUUUCCUACGGGAGUCACCCACCAUAUCGUUACUCCUCGGCGAAACGGUUUAUCAGUUUCAACGACAUUGUGAUGGCUCGCCCGGAUGCAACUGGGCAUGAGGACACAGAGGCCUUUGUUAGCCUCCUCAGAAAUAUGCUGCAAGUAGAUCCAGGGAAAAGAAUCACUCCAAACAAAGCUCUACGACAUCCUUUUAUAACGAUGAAACAUUUUCCUAGCGAUUUCAUUCCUCACAAUUUAACUGUCGUUUCCACCAGUGAGAAACUACCGCCCACAGGUAGCUUAAAUAACAUGGUUGCUGAGUCAUCACCUGAAUCUGCUGGCCGUAAUUCUAGAGCAGCCAAUAAAAGCUCGGACGACUCAUUAGAUGAUGAGGAUGAUGAGUUUUCAUCUCACUCAGAUGGUCAUGUCUCUGGAGCGUCUGCAAACAGCUGCGGCGACUCAUCAGAUGAUGAAGAAACUGAUUCUGAGAUGUCUGGAGCAACCACGAAAAGUUUAGAUGACUUGUCAGAUGAUGAAGAUUCAAAUGCUGAGAUUUCUAGAGCAUCCAGAAAUAGCUCGGAUGAACCAUCAGAUGAUAAAGAAACUGAUGAGACUUCACCUGCCUUUGCUAGCGAUUAUUCUUAUAUUAGUAACAAAAUUAGCAAUGAAGAAGUAACCAAGGUAAAGUCUUCAAAAAGGAUUCGCAGAUUCCUAUCACAGCUGUUCAAGAAGUUCAAGAAGAGGUAG